AUGGAAGAAGAAGUCGCUGCUCUCGUUAUCGACAAUGGUUCGGGUAUGUGCAAGGCCGGUUUCGCCGGUGACGAUGCUCCCCGUGCUGUCUUCCUACAGCCUCCAUUGUCGGUCGUCCCCGUCAUCAUGGGUAAUUAUCGUCCUUCCCCCCUAUCCUCCGGGCGGUCAGCUGACCCUCGCAGUAUCAUGAUCGGUAUGGGCCAGAAGGACUCGUACGUCGGUGACGAGGCUCAGUCCAAGCGUGGUAUCCUCACCCUGAGAUACCCCAUCGAGCACGGUGUCGUCACCAACUGGGAUGACAUGGAGAAGAUCUGGCAUCACACCUUCUACAACGAGCUCCGUGUCGCCCCCGAGGAGCACCCCGUCCUCUUGACUGAGGCCCCCAUCAACCCCAAGUCCAACCGUGAGAAGAUGACCCAGAUCGUCUUCGAGACCUUCAACGCCCCCGCCUUCUACGUCUCCAUCCAGGCCGUCCUGUCCCUGUACGCCUCCGGUCGUACCACCGGUAUCGUCCUGGAUUCCGGUGACGGUGUCACGCACGUGGUCCCCAUCUACGAGGGUUUCGCCCUCCCCCACGCCAUCUCGCGUGUCGACAUGGCUGGCCGUGACUUGACCGACUACCUGAUGAAGAUCCUGGCCGAGCGUGGCUACACCUUCUCCACCACCGCCGAGCGCGAAAUCGUCCGUGACAUCAAGGAGAAGCUCUGCUACGUCGCCCUCGACUUCGAGCAGGAGAUCCAGACCGCCGCCCAGAGCUCCGGCCUCGAGAAGUCGUACGAGCUGCCCGACGGACAGGUCAUCACCAUCGGCAACGAGCGCUUCCGUGCCCCCGAGGCCCUCUUCCAGCCCAGCGUUCUGGGUCUGGAGAGCGGUGGCAUCCACGUCACCACCUUCAACUCCAUCAUGAAGUGUGAUGUUGAUGUCCGUAAGGAUCUGUACGGCAACAUUGUCAUGUCUGGUGGUACCACCAUGUACCCCGGUAUCUCCGACCGUAUGCAGAAGGAGAUCACCGCCCUGGCGCCCUCGUCCAUGAAGGUCAAGAUCAUCGCGCCCCCGGAGCGCAAGUACUCCGUGUGGAUCGGUGGUUCCAUUCUGGCCUCUCUGUCCACCUUCCAGCAGAUGUGGAUCUCCAAGCAGGAGUACGACGAGAGCGGACCCUCGAUCGUCCACCGCAAGUGCUUCUAA
Messenger RNA from Aspergillus campestris IBT 28561, 1185 nucleotides. It is a transcript of the gene act1, whose product is annotated as actin ACT1. Lineage: Eukaryota; Fungi; Ascomycota; Eurotiomycetes; Eurotiales; Aspergillaceae. The coding region runs from base 1 to 1185 and encodes 394 amino acids. The record is from RefSeq and is a predicted model, not a curated record. The transcript is spliced from 5 exons.